GGGAUGGUAGGGUACGCUCCCUGCCCCGGUCACGCACCGAGAGCCAGUUUGAGACGAGCGGUCCCCGCGCGCCGGCCAUGUAGUGCCGUCUGCGGUCCACCCUCCCGAAUGGCGCAUUGGAUUCGCAAUGGUGACGUGUGAGGAGCACCUGCUGAGGCGCGAGCAGCUGCUAAGGCGCGAGCACUUGCUGAGGCGCGAGCUGGACAUGGAGCGCCUGGCCCUCCUCUCCGAGUCGUGGGAGGAGGAGGGGAGGAGUUGUUGGUUCGGGACUCUGAGUAUCGAGAAAAAGGACCGAGAUGCGCCCGCCAAUUAUGAGACGGCCAUCAUCGCGUGCGGGUUCGGCAAGUUCCACUACCUGCUCAUGGCUGCCCUCAUCCCCUUCUGCUGCUCCCAGCUGUUCAGCUCCGGCUCCACUGCCUUCGUGCUGCCCGUGGCGGGCUGCGACCUGGAGCUGGAGGACUACCAAAAGGGGACCCUCAACGGAGCCACCUACCUAGGCAAUAUCGUUUCUGGUCUGCUGUGGGGUGGGAUGGCGGACAUGUUCGGUCGUAAGAUGAUCUUGGCGAUGUGCUUCCUCGUGGACUUCAUCGUGAGCUUGGCGUGUGCCUUCGCCAACUCUUACUGGCAGAUGCUCGUACUCAAGAUCCUCGCCGGCGUCGUUAUCGCGGGGCCCAACUCCGUGCUGUACGCGUACCUGGCCGAGACGCACGACGACAAGCACCGCAGCAUGGCCAUCAUGAUGACGGGCAUGUGCUUCGCGGUGGCGCAGAUCGUGCAGCCGGUGCUCGCGUUCGCGCUGCUGCCGCUCGACCUGCGGGUGCCGAUGAUCGAGGGCGCCAUGGACCUGACCUCGUGGCGCCUGUUCCUGCUCGUGUGCGCCCUGCCCUCGCUCUGGGCCGGGCUGUGGUGCCUGCGCCUGCCCGAAUCCCCCAAGUUCCUCAUGAGCCAGGGCAAGCAGGAGGAGGCGCUGCGGAUCUUCCGUGGCAUCUACGCCACCAACACGGGCCAGGACCCCGACACGUACCCGAUCAAGUCCCUGGACAUCUGCGUCCCCAGCAAGCACGUGCAGUUAGACGGCUCGGAGGAGGGUGGCCUGCGGCGCGCCUGGCGGCAGUUCUCACCGCUCUUCCACAAACCAUACCUCUCUAGGAUAGCCACCGUGGUCUGCAUCCAAGUCAGCCUCAUGAUAUGCAUCAACUCGCUCCGCCUGUGGACGCCGCAGCUGUUCGCCUACAUGGAGCAGUACGAGACGGGCGUCUGGGAGGACAAGCCGGCGGCCAGCACGGCGUGCCAGAUGAUCUCGGCCUCGAUCGACCACCAGGGCAGCCAGUCCGACCUGGAGGCGGCCGCGGCCAGCGCCGCCGGCCUCAACGCGACGGCCGCCUGCGUCGACAUCCCCGUCAGCGCGGACGUCUACCUGCGGUCCGUGGUGAUCGGCGUGGUCGGCACCAGCUCGUUCCUCGUCAGCGGCUGGGCCUCCAAGCUGUGGGGCAACAGGCCGCUGCUGCUGUGGAGCUUCCCGCUGGCGCUGGUCGCGGCCCUCGGCCUGCUCUGGGCGCCCGACUCGGACAUCUUCACCGUCCUGCUGUCCGCCUUCACGCCCUUCACCGCCAUCGGGCUGACGGCGCUGUCGGCCACGGGCGUGGACCUGUUCCCCACCUCGCUCCGCAGCGUGGCCGUGAGCAUGCAGCUCAUCUCGGGCCGCAUGGGGUCGCUCUGCGGCAACAUCAUCCUCCCCCUGGUCCUCAAACUGUCCUGCGAGGCCGUGUUCAUCCUCGUCACUGUCGGCCUGGCAA
Frankliniella occidentalis (western flower thrips) is the source of this 1796-nucleotide messenger RNA. RefSeq names its product synaptic vesicle glycoprotein 2C-like. Gene Ontology annotation, molecular function: transmembrane transporter activity. Gene Ontology annotation, cellular component: membrane. Lineage: Eukaryota; Metazoa; Arthropoda; Insecta; Thysanoptera; Thripidae. Gene Ontology annotation, biological process: transmembrane transport. The record is from RefSeq and is a predicted model, not a curated record.